AUGAGCGGCGAACGAGUUCCGAUAGAGCCACAGCGUGUAGAUGCCCCGCUCACCCACUCAGCUACCUUUUUGGUCGUAUCCGUGACCGACAAGCCCGGGGCCAUCGACACCGCUCGUUCUACACUAUCAAGCCUCAACAGCCUAGCUAAGAAUGUAUCCAUCCGCGACUUGAGUGCUCAGUUUUCCUGCACGGUCGGUAUAGGAAGUGCAAUCUGGGAUCGUCUCACGAAUCUCCCUCGGCCAUCUGAGCUGCGUCCCUUUCCCGAAAUCAGAGGUGACAAACACACCGCGAUAUCAACGCCUGGAGAUUUACUCUUUCACAUACGAUCUGAAAGGCGAGAUAUCUGCUUCGAGUUUGAGCGUCAGUUGAUGGAUCAGCUCGGGGAUGCUGUUUCCGUUGUUGAUGAAACAGUCGGAUUUCGAUAUUUCGACGUUCGUGAUCUUCUCGGAUUCGUGGAUGGCACAGCCAACCCAGUUGGUCCCGCAGUCCCCGAAUCUGUGCUCAUCGCAGGGGAAGACGCCUCUGCAUCCGGUGGUAGUUAUAUAGUCGUACAAAAGUAUACGCAUGAUCUACCAGGAUGGAAAAACCUGUCGACAGAACAACAGGAGAAGAUCAUCGGGCGCACAAAGAUAGACAACAUCGAGUUGGAUGAUGCGGAGUCUGGCCAGCGCUCGCAUAAAACGCUCAACACGAUUGAAGACGAAGACGGCAAUGAACAUGACAUUCUGCGUGACAAUAUGCCGUUUGGAUCCCCUGGGUCUGGUGAAUUUGGCACCUACUUCAUCGGCUAUACUCGUCGACUUUGGGUCAUUGAAAAAAUGCUGGAGCGGAUGUUUGUUGGGGAUCCUCCUGGAUUGCACGAUCGCAUACUUGACUUCUCGAAGCCCCUCACUGGCACAACAUUCUUUGCGCCACCUGCUAGCUUGCUAGCCCGAUUGUGA
Penicillium brevicompactum is the source of this 942-nucleotide messenger RNA. Its product is annotated as Dyp-type peroxidase. The coding region runs from base 1 to 942 and encodes 313 amino acids. The transcript has a single exon. The record is from RefSeq and is a predicted model, not a curated record. Lineage: Eukaryota; Fungi; Ascomycota; Eurotiomycetes; Eurotiales; Aspergillaceae. Gene Ontology annotation, cellular component: cytosol. Gene Ontology annotation, molecular function: heme binding; peroxidase activity.